UUCUGUAAAUAUCUGUUUCUAUUUAUUGUUUACCCAAAUGCGUACGCGUCUCGUUGUUUCCUUUUCAAAAUUUGAUUGAAAGAAAUACUACUCAUCUUUCCGUCCGACUUCAUAUAACGUGUUCAACUUGUUGAUAGAGACGGAGAUGGACCCCUUUUGAAUAUUCUCUCAGGUAAGGUGGUUCUUACUUCGUAUAUUAGGCUGCUACUAGUAUUUUGCUAAUCCUUUAAUAAGGAUUAAGGAGAUAUGAUAGGAGAGAAGGAGAAAAAAUUCCUCACAGUAGCACCAUUUCAGUGUGCUUGGAGGAAGGAUUUGAAAUUCCGGGAAGCAGGAAGAGGUUGCGUGGCCUUUGAUGCUUUUGCUCAUAACGAUGUCACUAUAGUGUUUAGGGAGAAUGUGGGAAGCCAGCACUAUCAUUAUAAGAGGGAUAAUAGUCCUCAUUAUACUGUGAUUCUUGGGAGUCAUAGGAAUCGGAGAUUAAAAAUUGAGGUGGAUGGGAAAACUGUGGUUGAUGCAGAAGGUAUUGGACUUUGCUGCUCUUCAGCUUUUCAAAGUUACUGGAUAUGUCUUUAUGAUGGUUUAAUUAGUAUUGGUAAGGGAAGAUACCCUUUUCAGAAUCUUGUAUUUCAGUGGCUUGAUUCCAGUCCAAAUUGCAGUGUUCGAUAUGUUGGACUUAGUAGCUGGGAUAAACAUGUUGGCUAUAGAAAUGUCAAUGUGUUGCCAUUGCCACAUAAUCACGUGUUACUGUGGAAGCAAGUUGAUUCUGGAGAAUAUGAGGACAAGGAUGAUGGCGGAGAGUAUUUGGACAAUGAACUAAUGGAUUAUGAGAAAUGGGGGCUUGAAAAUUUCCUGGAGAGUUGGGAAUUAUCUGAUAUGUGUUUUAUUGUUGGUGAAGAUGAAAGGCCUGUUCCAGUUCACAAGGUUAUCGUGCAAGCAUCUGGUAAUUUUCCUUUGAGUUCUUCAAAUGAAGAUGUUGUUCAGCUUCAGGAUGUGUCCUAUCCCAUUCUCCAUUCACUUCUUCAGUUUAUCUACACGGGCCGUACCCAGAUUUUAGAGUCACAACUUGGUUCAUUGUGGGCUUUGAGCCUUCGGUUUGAAGUGACGUCACUAGCGAAGCAGUGUGAAGAAACUGUGGAACGGUUUAAACUGAAUAAAAAGUUGUUUGAUUCUGGCAAGAAUGUGGAAUUAUCACAUCCAAAUUCUAGGCCUCAUUGUUGUACGACCUUCCCCUUUGGACUACCCAUCAAUGUGCAAAAACUCAAAAAUUUGCAUUCAGCUGGGGAGUACAGUGAUCUGAACAUUUAUAUUGAGGGUCAUGGUCUUGUUGCUCAGCCUCAUAAAGUCAUUCUAAGUUUAUGGAGUGUCCCAUUUUCAAAGAUGUUCACAAAUGGAAUGAGAGAGAGUAGUUCCGCAGAGGUCUACUUAAGUGAUGUCUCAGCAGCAGCAUUUAAGAUAAUGCUUGACUUCAUGUAUAGUGGGGAUAUCAGUAUAGAAGAUACAAUGGAUUUUGGAAACUUGUUACUCCAGCUUCUGUUAUUGGCAGACAAGUUUGGGGUCUCUCUUCUUUAUCAGGAAUGCUGCAAGACGCUUUUAGAAUGUCUCAUGGAGGACUCAGUAUGUCCAAUCCUGCUUGCGGUUUCAUCAAUUCCAUCAUGUAAACUCAUUGAAGAAACCUGCAAGAGAAAAUUUGCAACACACUUCGACUAUUGUACAACUGCAAGCCUUGACUUCAUCUUGCUAGAUGAGACAACAAUUAGCAGUAUAAUUCAGCAUCAAGAUCUAACAGUAACUUCAGAAGAAAGAGUUCUCAAUGCAAUUUUGAUGUGGUGCAUGAGAGCUAAGGAGUUGUAUGGGUGGGAGACGGUAGAUGAGCUAAUGUCAAUUUCAACUCCUGACCUCAUUUUCCAAGACAGGCUUCAAUCUCUUGAAAACUUAUUGCCAUUUGUUCGGUUUCAAUUGCUGCCAUAUCACUUGCUUGAGAAGCUGGCGCAGAGCAAUCUUUGCAAGCAUAUUCCCAUUUUUGAUAAUCUUGUGAGGGAGGGUAUCAAUUAUUUGGAAUUUGGAUUGGCAAGGGCAGAACAAAACAUACGGUUUCAACAUAGACGAUCUAGUUAUAAGGAGCUUCAGUACAUAUGUGAUGGUGACAGCAAUGGAGUUUUGCACUUUGCUGGUACAUCUUAUGGGGAGCACCAGUGGGUUAAUCCUGUGCUGGCUAAGAGAAUCACUAUUACAGCUAGCAGUCCGACUUCAAGAUUCACUGAUCCCAAGGUCUUGGUAUCAAGAACUUACCAGGGAACAUCUUUUGCUGGGCCUAGGAUGGAAGAUGGGAAUAAAUGUGCAUGGUGGAUGGUUGACAUUGGCCAGGAUCAUCAGCUAAUGUGCAACUUUUACUCCCUGAGACAAGAUGGAUCAAGAGCCUAUGUAAGAUUUUGGAAUUUCCAGGGUUCGCUUGAUGGGACGACUUGGACCGACUUGAGAGUACAUGAAGACGACCGAACAAUAUGCAAGCGCGGUCAGUUCGCAUCAUGGCCCAUAACUGGGCCUAAUUCCCUUCUGCCGUUCAGAUACUUUAGGGUUCUUCUGACUGGGCCUACCACGGAUGCCUCCAAUCCCUGGAAUCUUUGCAUCUGCUACUUGGAACUCUAUGGCUAUUUCCGUUAAUUUCAUGAAUUUCCUUGUCAUUAGUUGGUCAAUAAAUUUCAUCAUGUACAGUUCCUAAACGUCCAAAGAUGGAGUUCGUAAAUUUUUGUUUCUCGUUUGAACAAAUCGUGUUGACCAUCUCUCUUUCUUCUUUGAGUUAAUAAUCGUCGAGUCAAUUUUGAAGUAUGAAUAGACUCGCCUCAGAGAUGGGUACGAGGAAAGCAAUAACAUGCUAACUUGCCAAAA
Molecule: messenger RNA, 2886 nt
Organism: Jatropha curcas
Lineage: Eukaryota; Viridiplantae; Streptophyta; Magnoliopsida; Malpighiales; Euphorbiaceae
Product: BTB/POZ domain-containing protein
Molecular function (GO): protein binding
Source: RefSeq, a predicted model, not a curated record